AUGUCGGGUAACCAUGCGUUGAUAUUUGGUGCAAGCGGAAUCACUGGAUGGGCAAUAACCAAUGCUCUGAUUGAAGGCUAUCCCGAGGAGAGUACUUUCUCCAAAGUUACAGCUCUUACAAACCGUCCACUGAGUAAAGAAGCGGCACAAUGGCCACCAUCAGAGAAACUGCAAGUAGUCAGCGGAUUGGAUCUGCUCACAGAAACGGGGCAGGAAGGGCUGGAAAAAGAAAUGCAAGAGAAGGUCAAAGGAAUUGAAAGCGUGACACAUGUGUACUUCUUUGCAUACAUAAUGGACCUUGAUCCAAAAAAGGAAAUUUCUAUUAAUGUGAAAUUGCUAGACCGAGCAGUUCAAGCCGUUGAGAAUCUCUCACCCAAUCUCAAAUUCGUCGUCUUACCCACCGGAACAAAAGCCUACGGCGUCCACCUCCUCGAAAACUUCCCCUUCACACCCCCCCUCUCAGAAUCCAUGCCCCGCCUCGACGAACCGCACGCCUCCCAAAUCUUCUACUACGCACAAGUCGAUCACCUCGCCAAAUCCUGCAAAGGCAAAGCCUGGAAAUACUGCGAAGUGAUGCCCGACGUGAUAAUCGGCUUCGUGCCCAACAACAACAUCUACUGUCUCGCCCAAACCCUCGCGACCUACCUCACUCUCUACGCCGUCGUCGAAGGGAAGGGCGCCGAAUGCGCGUUCCCUGGCACGGAAAAGAGCUGGAAGAUUAAAAGCAAUGAUUCGAGUCAGGAUCUCGUGGCGCGCUUUUCCAUCUACGCCUCUCUCCACCCGGAAGUUUCGCACGGCGAACGUUUCAACAUCGCUGACAAUGCGAUUCCAAGCUCCUGGUCCCAGAAAUGGCCUGUGAUCUGUGAGUACUUCGGACUUAAAGGCACUGCGCCGCCAGCUGGCGGAUCUGGACCGCAGCCGGGGAAGUAUAUCGAGGAACAUCUUGAUGCGUGGAAGAAGCUGGAGGAGGAGAAGGGGUUGCAAACUGGACGCGUGGGGAAUGAGAGGAGUUUUGGAGGGUUUCAGUAUUUUAUUAUGACGAUGUUUGAUUUUGAUCGGCAGUUGGAUAUGAGUAAGGUGCAGAAGGCGUGGGGUGACAAGAAGGAGGAGACGGAUGUUAAGGGAGCUUGGUGGAAGGCUUUUGAUCGGUUUAGGAAGGCGAAGAUCAUACCGUGA
Molecule: messenger RNA, 1176 nt
Organism: Glarea lozoyensis ATCC 20868
Lineage: Eukaryota; Fungi; Ascomycota; Leotiomycetes; Helotiales; Helotiaceae
Product: NAD(P)-binding Rossmann-fold containing protein
Exons: 4
Coding region: 1-1176 (391 amino acids)
Source: RefSeq, a predicted model, not a curated record